Messenger RNA from Naegleria lovaniensis, 726 nucleotides. RefSeq lists its product as uncharacterized. Bases 1 to 726 code for a protein of 241 amino acids. The transcript has a single exon. The record is from RefSeq and is a predicted model, not a curated record. NCBI's taxonomy places the organism in Eukaryota, Heterolobosea, Eutetramitea, Acrasida, Naegleriidae.
AUGGGUUCAAGUCUUCGCAAGCAACGCUCAAGAAGUAAUCAAGAAGAAACAUCUUCUCAACAAGGUCCAAUCUCAUCGUCAUUGAAUAGCAGCCCAACCGACGUAGAAGAUGCAACCAUGAGUGGCUCCAUUCUUUCCCAUAGAAAAGAAUAUGAAUUUUCCCGACAAGUGAUGAGAUCCGUUUUGGAUCAAGUCUUUCGGAAAGGACCUUUCGGUUUCAUUGCGCUUUCGGUUGAAUUGGAAUCCACUGGAGUGGAGAAUCAAGUUGUUCGUUCAACGUUAUCCGAGAAGCAAACAUCAUCUCAACCACAACAGCAUGGUAUUGUGUAUUUAGCAAAUGAAUGUUUGAAAAAUCAGAUGAAAUGUCAAUAUACAUUAUUUACAAUGUUGGCCAGUGGAAAUGAUACAUUUUGCACAAAAUUACAUUAUGAGAAUACUGGUAUGAAUACUUACUUUUGUGAUAUUGUUUUUAUUGUCAAUAACCAUAAUGGCAUUGUUGAGGAUGAUUGGAAGCAAUGUGUUCAUUCAUGCAAGGCGUUACUGGAACAAGUUGAAAGAGAUACCUCACCAAAUUCCAAGGUGGUUUAUAUGACUCCUCAAGCUAUGAGUUUAUGUGGUGUUUUGUCAAACUGUGUUUCAUUGACAUCUCAAUCGCAACAACAAACGAUUCCACAAGUGAGGUUUUCAUUUGGAAAAACCUCGCUACAGGUUGUCAAUUGUUUUUGA